AUGUCUGAGCAGGGAGGGCGAUGGGGAGCCUGGCAAGUCCAGCCGUCCGGGUUCACCCAGCUCGUGGUCAAGGCGAUGCAAAAGCUAUACCCCGAAGAACUCGCAGACAGGUCAUGGGAUAACGUCGGUCUCUUGGUCGGCAACUCGAAAGCGGACGGCAGGAAGCCCAAGGUCCUCGUCACAAACGACCUCACCUGGCAGGUGGCCGAGGAUGCAAUCGCGCAGCAAGCCAGCGUCAUUGUGAGCUACCAUCCCUUCAUCUUUUCCGGCCUCAAGUCCAUCACGAACGAUGAUGCCCAGCAGGCCACGCUGCUGCGCCUCGCGCAGGCGAACAUCGCCGUGUACUGCCCCCACACCGCCGUGGACGCUGCUCCCGGCGGCUUGAACACCUGGCUCGCCGACAUUGUGUCCGGCCCUCAUGCGAGCAAGCGAUCUGUGGCCGUCCCUUGCACCAACGCUCCAGAGUCGCACUCGCCCGCCGGAUACGGCGCCUUGGGCUGGUUCGAGACCCCCGUCGCCUUGCCCGACAUACUGAGGCGCUUGGCUCGCGGCCUGGGCGGCCUCAAGCACCUCAUGGUGGCGAGUCCCUUCGGAGCCGACGUCAGGAGCACCAUGAUCCGCAGCUUCGGCGUCUGUGCCGGCAGCGGCUACGAUGUGCUCAAGAAGGCCGAUGUUGAUUUGCUCGUCACGGGUGAAACGAGCCAUCAUUCCGCCUUGAGAGCUAUUCAGCAAGGAAGGACGUUGGUGCAAGUGUUCCACAGUAACUCCGAGAGGGGCUAUUUGCAAAAUAUCCUGCGACAUAGGCUGGAGCUAGAGCUCAGGGCCGAGGUUCCAGACGCCGAGGUGGUGUCGAGUCUGUACGACAGGGAUCCCUUCACCAUCCUCGGGCUGGGCGACCUUGAUCUUUAG
Ustilaginoidea virens is the source of this 909-nucleotide messenger RNA. RefSeq lists its product as uncharacterized. The transcript has 3 exons. Bases 1 to 909 code for a protein of 302 amino acids. Lineage: Eukaryota; Fungi; Ascomycota; Sordariomycetes; Hypocreales; Clavicipitaceae. Gene Ontology annotation, cellular component: mitochondrion; cytoplasm. The record is from RefSeq and is a predicted model, not a curated record.